AAUAUAAAAUUAAGGAUCUUUACCAAUUAUCAAAACUUAUUCUGACAAAGAGGCAAGAUCAACUGCAAGAUACUGCAUACAUGAAAAUAUCGAAUUGCAUGGUAUAGAGCAUUAGUUAAUGUAACUUCAUGAUACUUAUGUUGAACCACUUUACAAUUGCUUGAGCACCCACAGGUCCCGCCAGUUGGACUGGUACCACAACUAUACCACCCGAUCGCGAGUCCCAUUUUGUCCUCUGUUGAAGGAUGUGUACAUGUUCCUAAUAGUCCUUGUCCAGAGGUGGUUCUUUUUGUUCCAGUCAUAAACUCAAGUUUUUCUCUACAAUUUCGGUAUUCCACGUAUACUAUAAUAUAUAAUGGUCUCCGGUGCUAUAAUAGGUACAUGUAAAGGGUGUAUAAUGUGCUGUGCUGUACUGUGUGGGCAUAUGCGGUAUAUACUUUGCAGGUGCUAUAAGUACUCUGGUGAGGAAGACACUAUAAUGGGUGAUCAUGACCCGCUUUCUACUAGCUACUUCCAGAAACCACAGCUGCAGGCCCCCACACAGCAACUUCGAGGAUGAGCUUGAGUCCUCCUCAGAGUCUGUGUUGGUAGUCAAAGCUCUCAACUCCAGUCCACCACACUCUCAAUCAGUGGAGUGGCAUGCAGCUACAAGAGUUUCCACCAUUCCGAGGCUGAGGCCUAAAGUGUGUGCAUUGUACUAUGCUAGGCUGAUUCUGAGCAGCUGUAGCAACGGGUACAUGGACGCCUACCUACUCAGUGAGAGCAGUCUGUUUGUAUCCAGCAACAGAUUCGUCCUUAAAACCUGCGGCAACACCACCCUCCUCUGUGCAGUGAAGCCGCUCUUUCAGCUGAUCUCAGCCGCGUUCCCUAGCAACAAAGUCACGGCCUUCUUCUACUCUCACCGUAACUUCCAGAAACCACAGCUGCAGCCACACCCACACAGCAGCUUCGAGGACGAGGUUCGAUAUUUGGAUAGAAUCUUCAAAGUGCCUGUCCACUCUCGCUCAAUGGAUGCGGGCUCUACACAACCAAACAGCCUCCGCCUAUGUAUACAAGAAAGCACCUAAAGGUGCUGAUGCAUGGUAAUGCAAGGCCGUAGCAAGCGGUCAGGCUGGUCAGGUUUUGGCCGGACCACUUUUUGGAGCUAAGUAUAGCUCCCCUCACAUCAUGCAAGCCCCCUGAUCCCCGCACCCACCGAGGUAAGCCACCCCCUCCAACAGUGAAGGCCCCCACUCCACACACCCCUCCACACCCUCACACAAUUAACUUCUCAUCCCUCUCUCUCCACCAGGGCAACUGACAGAGGAGCGGAGUGCAUGUGAGGAGAUAUCAUGAUGGACAUAACAUACGCCUGUAACGAUAGUAUGAGCAGAACAAUUACGGUUAGAUACUUGUCUCUCGUGUUUUAAGAGACCUCCCUUGCAGAAUCUACUGGUGCAAUGGUGACUAUAAUUAUUAUACUAUCUGGUCCGGAACAAUAAAUUGGAAGUGUGUUUCUCACGAAAAUUAUAAUUCUUUCUCACUCAAUUUUUCAAAUAUUGAAGCAAGUAAGUAUUAUUGCCUCUUGCAAUGCAAUGCAAUGCAAUGUAGUGCAUUCCAGCACAUUACUAUUAUCCAUUGAAAGUUAAUAUUAAUGGUGUACUCAUUUGCAAGCAAGCACCAUCUGCACGAUAUCAGUGAAUGUGUACUUGGAGUACAAGCAAAGAACCACGUCCCGUAACGUGAACACCAUUAUAGGAUCUAUGUCACUACAAUACCAAAUUUAAAAUGCCUAGCUUCCAUCUACCGGUAUUAUUAUGAUUUUUAUCGUACUGUACAGAAAUGAUAUCGAUUUUAUCAAGGAAAGCUAAUUGAUCUGUUUUUGGUCGUAUGUGAUGCCAUGCAUAGCUAGUAGUGGUGUUGCUUGUUUUAUACAUCUGUUCACAGCUUCCUUAUUUCCUACUGAGUAGGGGUCAAAGUUCAAAUGUGUAGAUCGCUUGAAAGGACCU
This is a messenger RNA of Halichondria panicea, 1988 nucleotides long. RefSeq names its product S-adenosylmethionine decarboxylase proenzyme-like. Gene Ontology annotation, molecular function: adenosylmethionine decarboxylase activity. The coding region runs from base 489 to 1067 and encodes 192 amino acids. Lineage: Eukaryota; Metazoa; Porifera; Demospongiae; Suberitida; Halichondriidae. The record is from RefSeq and is a predicted model, not a curated record. Gene Ontology annotation, cellular component: cytosol. The transcript is spliced from 11 exons. Gene Ontology annotation, biological process: spermine biosynthetic process; spermidine biosynthetic process.